UGGAAGUGUAAUGAAUGAAUCAUGUUAAGCCUUCCAACUUAUCCGUGUUACUACCUUAUUUUAUAUAUAUUUUUGCAAACGAAUCUCGCCUACUUCUUGGUAGAACCAAAUGAAAACACAAUAAAGUAUCAAUAGCAACUUGGAGAAGAAUGCAACUAGAGAUGGAUGAUUAUAGUUGUGCUUUAAAAGAUGCGCUGACUGCAUUAAAGAACAAAGAUUUUAGAAGAUUUCAAGAUGCCAUAAAAAAAGUUGAUGUUAAAGAUAUUAAUUACUAUUUCGGAGAUCCUGAGCAUGGCACUUUGCUCGAUUUCGGUUGCAGAACCUUCGGAUCCCAUAAUUUUAUCAAAACUCUUUUAAGUCAUGGUGCUAAUCCUAAUAUUAUCAACCCUCUUAGAAACAGCGCUCCUCUUCACUUUGCUGUGGCAAUAAAUGAUUCUGAAAGCGUGCAAGUUCUCCUGGAUUUCACCGAUACUAAUGUCAACGUUCCGGAUUCCAAGGGCGACACACCACUACACCUGUCUUUAAAGUUGCCUGAUAUGAAAAUUUUCAAUUUACUCCUAAAAGAUAAAAGAGUAAACAUAAAUGCAAUAAACAGAAAAGGAAAGAGUAUUUUGCUGGUUGCUCUUCAAGAGGAUAAUAAAGAUUCCAUAAAAUCCAUUUUGGAAACAGAUAGUUUGGAUUUAAAGGCUGAUCCUAAUUGUUCAAAAGUUUUAGAACUUUUAAAUGACAUUUAUCCCGAAUGGAAUACUUUAUACAAAUUUAAAAACAAUUAUACUUCAGAUUCUUCUAGCUUUAGCAGUUUGUUCUAUUUACUGCAUUCUGGCAAGUACGAUGACUUUAUUUAUCAUAUCAGGCAGAAGGAGGGUGAUAAAGAAUUUUUAGAUUGUAACGACGGAUCACAUACAUUUUUACAAUAUUGUUGUGAAUUUGGUUUACUUGACGUUAUUGAAGAGCUGCUAGCUCUAGAGGUGGACAUCAAUAUGACGCCUAGUACCGACAAGAGAACACCGCUCAUGAUAGCUGCUUUCAAAGGUUACGCCGAUAUUGUUAAGAAGCUUCUUGAAACUAAUAAGUGUUCCUUUGAGCCCAUUGAUCAAGAGACCGUUCUUCAUUAUGUCAUCAAAGGCUCCUCUGAGUCGCCUACUUUAGCAGAUAAUAUUAAGAUUACCAAAGACCAUAAUGCCUGUCUAUCCUACCUCCUCCAAGUGGAAAGUUGUAAAGAAUAUAUUAAUUUUGGUGACGUUAAGGGAAAUACACCAUUACACUUGGCAGCCAAGCAGGGUGAUCGUGAAAUUAUUUUAAUGUGUCUCAAAGCAGGAGCUUCUAUAAACUGUUUCAACAAGUUAGACGAACCUUCUUUCAUGGAUAUCAGUUACAGAACGUUGAAAGAGUAUUUAGACAGUUGCGUCUAUACAAAUAACAAGCCACCACAAGAAGAAUCUUAUGAAAUAAUCUUAAAUUACACUGGCUUGAAACCAGUAUGUUAUCACAAUUUAAGUUUUGACAAUGGAUCAGAAAAUCAAUCAUCUAAAAUUCUUAAUAGUUGUGAAACUUGUAAUAAUUUUGAAACUAAAUCAUUACUGUAUUUAUCUAAAAACAAUGAAUUAAGAAAUUUGCUUAAGCAUCCAGUUUUCACAAGUUUCUUGUACCUAAAGUGGAAUAGGGUUCACAAAUGGUUCUGUAUCAACUCACUAUUUUAUAUAAUUUUUUGGUUAACUCUGACAUCGUACAUCUUGAAUUUCUACCCAGACUUUGAAAGAUCUAAUCCAAAGUCAAAUAGUUCUGUCUCAAUUAAUACAGCAUGGUCUAUCCUUGCGGUGAUGGUCUUCCUCUUGAUGCUUCGCGAACUAGCUCAAUUGUGUAUAGCACCUCUGAAAUAUUUAACAAGUGCAGAGAAUUGGUUAGAAGUUGCUUUAAUAUGCACUACUUUGGCAUUGUUGUGCGCAGGGGGUGAAUCCUCAAUUCAAUAUAAGGUCAGUUUAUCAGCAAUUGGAAUAAUGUUGUCCUGGUUUGAAUUUGUUCUCUUAAUCGGGCGUUACCCAGCAUUAUCUACUAAAUUGGAAAUGCUUAUCACAGUGUCUUGGAACUUUUUAGCAUUUUUAGCUUGGUAUUCUUUUCUUAUAGCUGCUUUUGCUAUUAGCUUUUAUUUAUUAUUCGGAAUACAUGAUUGUUCUGGUGGGGAAAAAGAUGUUUGUAUGAACAAAACAAAUGAAAAUGAUGACGACUUUUUCAGAAAUCCAGGUAUAUCAUUUUUCAAAACAGUUAUCAUGCUCACUGGAGAAUUUGAUGCCUCCUCAAUUCCAUUUGAUGAAAGACCAGGAAUAAGCCAUGUCCUUUUUGUCGCUUUUGUUUUUUUGAUAGCCAUUGUCUUGUUUAAUUUACUUAACGGUUUGGCCGUUAGUGACAUUAAAGAAAUUCAGUCAGAUGCUGAAUUAGUAAGUUAUAUUUCAAGAGUCAAGCUGAUAAGUUAUAUAGAAACUUUGGUCCUAGAUCCAUUACCUUUUAAGAAUAAAAUCUUGGAUUGGAGCCAACUACUUUGCCAAAAAUCAAAUUUUAUCUCUUAUUUAAAAAGUAAAUUGUUCUCAAGGUAUGUAAACAUCUUUCAAAAUGAUAGUUUAAAUGAUUCAUUUGAAAUAAGAAUAUUGCCAAACUUAGGAAACCAUGUUGAAAUCAACCAGUUGAAAUUCUCUAAAAACCGAAAAGAAUCUUGUCUUAGCUGUUGCAAAGGUUGUGAUUUCAUGGAGAUGGAUUCGAAUAUAGUCAAAUCUGUUAAGAAUGUUCUUUCAGAAAGAGUUAUAAAAAAUGAGUUGAAUGAAAUCAGCAAGAAGAAAAGUGAGAAUGAAGAGUUACUAAUGAAAAUGGUCAAAGAGUGUCAAGAUAAUCUACAGUAUUUGAUUGACGCUGUUAAGGAAUGUAAAGAAGAUAUUAAUAAAAUAAAGAGAACAGUCCAACAAUGACAAUGAUUUUUAACACAAGUACAUUUUUAACACUCUUAAUUAGAACUGAUAUUGUGUCUCACUUGCUUGAAUGUGUAUUUUGAACAUAGUGUUAAUUUUAUAUUUCAAAAUAUUUAUUAUUAUUAUUACUAUUUUUUAUUUUAAUUUGUCAUGUAUAAUAUUGUUACGUCUUUUUAAAAAUAUAUAACUGCUACUAUAGAUGGAUGAUAUUAAUAAAUGUAUUUAAUAUAGAUGUUAGCUUAAAGUAUCGGAUAAGGCGCUUUUGAUAAUUUAUGUAUAUGUUUCAGUUUAAUAUUUAAAUACCCUUUUAUCUUAAUUCAUUCCAGUUUGGUUUUAUUUUAGUCUCAAAUCAGCACAAAAAAGAUGUGUGAGCAUGAAUGAAUCAAAUCAUGCAGAUCCUGCUCCUUUCAAUUUAUGAUAGAAAGAUCAUAUUUAUAAUUUUUUUCUAGUCUACUGUGUUUUUGUUAUAUUUGUCAUUCCAUUUAUUGAUUAAAUAAAAACUAUAAAAUAAUUGUUAAACAAUUUAUAAAUUGACUACUGUUUUAAUUAUUCAAGUGGUAUAGAGCUUAUUGUUGUUGGUUUUAUUAUAGUUUAAAUUAAUGUUGUUUAAAUUUUUACAUUUUAUAAAAUAUUUUAGAUUAUUGAUGUUUCUUUCUAACAUUGUUUUAG
Molecule: messenger RNA, 3626 nt
Organism: Nezara viridula (southern green stink bug)
Lineage: Eukaryota; Metazoa; Arthropoda; Insecta; Hemiptera; Pentatomidae
Source: the annotation of a GenBank genome assembly